AUGGAUUUCAGGACUGCCUGUGAAGAGACAAAGACAGGGAUUUGUUUGCUGCAGGAUGGUAAUCAGGAGCCUUUCAAAGUCCGGCUGCACCUAGCCAAAGAUAUUUUGAUGAUCCAGGAACAGGAUGUGAUAUGUGUGUCUGGUGAGCCUUUCUAUUCUGGUGAAAGAACGGUGACCAUUAGAAGACAAACUGUAGGAGGAUUUGGAUUAAGCAUAAAGGGGGGAGCAGAACAUAAUAUUCCAGUUGUCAUUUCAAAAAUCUCCAAGGAGCAAAGAGCGGAACUUUCAGGACUGCUUUUUAUCGGAGAUGCUAUUCUACAGAUAAAUGGAAUUAAUGUGAGAAAAUGCAGACAUGAAGAAGUGGUUCAGGUGCUUCGGAACGCUGGAGAAGAAGUGACCCUAACAGUGUCAUUUUUAAAAAGAGCACCUGCUUUCCUCAAACUCCCACUGAAUGAAGAUUGUGCAUGUGCUCCAAGUGACCAGAGCAGUGGCACCUCCUCUCCACUUUGUGACAGUGGCUUGCAUCUCAACUAUCAUCCCAACAAUACAGACACACUGUCAUGUUCUUCUUGGCCAACAUCUCCAGGCUUGAGAUGGGAAAAGCGAUGGUGUGACCUUAGGCUGAUCCCGCUGCUUCAUUCACGUUUCUCUCAGUAUGUGCCUGGGACAGAUUUGAGUCGGCAAAAUGCUUUUCAAGUCAUUGCUGUGGAUGGGGUCUGCAGUGGGAUUAUUCAGUGCCUCUCUGCUGAAGACUGUAUUGACUGGCUACAAGCAAUAGCAACUAACAUUUCAAACCUCACAAAGCACAAUAUUAAAAAAAUCAACAGAAACUUUCCUGUAAACCAGCAGAUAGUCUACAUGGGCUGGUGUGAAGCACGGGAGCAAGACCCUCUACAAGAUCGUGUGUACUCACCAACAUUUCUAGCCCUGAGGGGAUCAUGUCUUUACAAAUUUCUGGCACCUCCAGUGACAACGUGGGACUGGACCCGAGCAGAGAAAACAUUUUCAGUUUAUGAGAUUAUGUGCAAGAUUCUCAAGGACAGUGACCUGCUGGACCGGCGGAAACACUGCUUCACGGUGCAGUCUGAGUCUGGGGAGGAUCUCUACUUCUCCGUGGAGUUAGAGUCUGACCUCGCCCAGUGGGAAAGAGCCUUCCAAACAGCAACCUUUCUGGAGGUGGAACGGAUACAGUGCAAGACAUAUGCAUGUGUGCUAGAAAGUCAUCUAAUGGGACUCACGAUUGACUUUAGCACAGGAUUUAUCUGCUUUGAUGCUGCAACAAAGGCUAUACUUUGGAGGUAUAAGUUUUCUCAGCUUAAGGGUUCUUCAGAUGAUGGCAAGAGCAAAAUCAAAUUUUUGUUUCAGAAUCCAGAUACUAAGCAGAUUGAAGCUAAGGAGCUGGAGUUUUCAAAUCUUUUUGCUGUUCUUCACUGCAUUCAUUCAUUCUUCGCUGCCAAAGUAGCUUGUUUGGACCCUCUCUUCUUAGGCCACCAGACUACUGCUUCUGCUGCUGCGAGCUCUGCUACUACAAGCAAAGCAAAGUACACAACUUGA
Neomonachus schauinslandi (Hawaiian monk seal) is the source of this 1554-nucleotide messenger RNA. It is a transcript of the gene SNTG1, whose product is annotated as syntrophin gamma 1. The record is from RefSeq and is a predicted model, not a curated record. The transcript has 17 exons. Bases 1 to 1554 code for a protein of 517 amino acids. Lineage: Eukaryota; Metazoa; Chordata; Mammalia; Carnivora; Phocidae. Gene Ontology annotation, cellular component: dystrophin-associated glycoprotein complex; intracellular anatomical structure. Gene Ontology annotation, molecular function: structural molecule activity; protein binding.